Closterium sp. NIES-67 is the source of this 1811-nucleotide messenger RNA. The record is from the annotation of a GenBank genome assembly. NCBI's taxonomy places the organism in Eukaryota, Viridiplantae, Streptophyta, Zygnematophyceae, Desmidiales, Closteriaceae.
AGGAGGCAGAAAUUUGCCUGCCUGCAGCCUGUCAGAUUUUUCAAGGCAGCUGCUGAAGACCCGCUGUUCGUCGCACAGCGGCCGUAAUGUAUCUGCAGUAGUGGCCAGUAGCCCGCAACCACUAUUUCUAUCAGAUUACGUUAUCACCAUUGUUACCAGAUUACGUAAUCACCAUUGUUACAAUUGCUAGUCCGUAAAACGGCCGUCAUAGCCAAUUUAUUGCCAUAUCGGCUCGACUGGUUCGAAUCCCGACCCUCGAAAGGGUUGCAGAUUCAGCGAUCGCCGCACGUCCUGAUUUCGUCGCGCGAUUUUAAAGGGUUUUUGGAAUGGCGGGACCAUGGGCGUGGGCCGCUUUGGUCGCUAUCCCCGUGAUAGUGGCUUCGUUUGAGAUCCUCGCGUGGACUUUCCGGCCAAAGCGAAUCUCUCUGAAGGGAAAGGCGGUGCUGAUAGUGGGCGGGUCUAGCGGCAUCGGGCUCUGCAUGGCAGAAUUGGCUGUGAAGCAGGGGGCGAGGGUGGCGAUUGUUGCACGCAACAAGGAGCGACUGGAUUCAGCACACAAGCAGUUGGAGGCCCUACUACCGCCAGACGCUCCCUCUGCUGAUUUCCUCCUGUCUGUAGCGGCCGAUGCAGCGAAUCCAGACGAUGCGAGGAGAGCCGUUGAUCAGGCGGUGGCCGCGUUUGGACGGCUGGAUGCGGUGAUCUGCUGCCAAGGGCAGAGCACUCCGCACCCGUUCGAAUUCGACACAGUGGAAAACCAACAGCAGCUCAUGAGCGUCAACUACUGGGCCUCAGUCUACACAAUCCGAGCGGCUCUCCCUGCAAUCAAGAGAGCCGGCCAGGAGGGGCGGAUUGUAUUGGUCUCCUCCCAAGCAGGGCAGGUGGGCAUCUACGGCUACACUGCUUAUUCAGCUGCCAAGUUCGCGCUCAGGGGGUUAGCAGAGGCGCUGCAGAUGGAGCUGGUGCACGUGGGCACGCGGGUGGUCAUGCUCUUUCCUCCUGACACCGACACGCCUCAAUUGCACCAAGAGAAUGAGACGAAGCCCGAGGUCACCAAGGCCAUCACAGGGACCAACAAGCCCUUCCCUCCCAUGGCGGUAGCGCGAGCUGCGAUCUCAGCCGUUGAACGGGGAGAUUUCCUCGCUCCAGUAGGAUUCGACGGCUGGAUGCUCAGCAUCGCCACUGCUGGCAUGGCACCCUGUGUGUCGCUCAACAAGCUCUUACUGGAGCUGCUUCUAGCGGGGCCGUUGCGGCUGGUGGCAGCAGCGACAGUGGCGGGGUUCAAUGCGAGCGCGAGGCGGGUGGCACAGAAUCAACCACGGCAGGGGCACCAUGCCACGCAAAUGACUGCUGGUGUUUUGUCUUAAGAGGGGGUCGCAUCUUUCCAGGCCUCUUUCUUGAAUUAUAAGCGGCACGGUCUGAGCGCACACUGCCCCCUUGCGUUACUGAAGCUUGUACAAGUGUACCAAAAGCUUUUGAUGCGUCAGGGCAGAUAGGAGGUGCAAGGCUAUUGGGGUGGUUGAUAUUACUGUUCAUGCCUUUCUUAUUUGGUAUGCAUGCACCUGCCAUCACCUGCUACUCACGAAAAGGUUUUAUGUCCUGUGUCUUUUUUUUUUUUUCCUAAUGACACUACAUGAGCAGGUGUGAGAACAAGAAAGUUGAGUAGUCUGGACUUCCAUGAUUUUUAUGCUUUCAUGUAUAAGUGCAUUUAUUUCCAACGAUUUGGAGUCUUAAAUGUAAGAUUGAGGCUUCACCACAGAGUGCAGUGCAGAUUGUUUUGGUGAAGCGUUUCGUAACAAAUUCAGCUCCAUUUG